Penicillium soppii is the source of this 675-nucleotide messenger RNA. RefSeq lists its product as uncharacterized. The transcript has a single exon. The record is from RefSeq and is a predicted model, not a curated record. Lineage: Eukaryota; Fungi; Ascomycota; Eurotiomycetes; Eurotiales; Aspergillaceae. The coding region runs from base 1 to 675 and encodes 224 amino acids.
AUGCAGUACAAGACUUUCGCUGCUCUUGCCUUCGCCGCUACGGCUCUGGCUGCCCCUGCCGCAGAUUCCACUUCUGAUUACUCGGACUACUCCGAUAUCUAUGAUUCCUCCUAUAGCGAUGAUUCUUACGAUCUCGCCGAUAUUCCUUCCUCCAUCCUGACCGUCCUGGCAACUGCCAUCCCAGACUCAUGGUACAGCGACAUCAUGGAUCCUUCCUCCCGCGACUCCAUUGUUAGUGCCGCUGCCGCCGGUACCUACCCUGCUUGGUACAACUCCUUGCCUAGCAGCGUGAAGGCCUGGGCCACCUCCAACUUUGAUGAGGAAGUCCUUGGCGCCUCGUCAACCCUUGACAGCAGCGCCACUCAGACCGACUCUGCCGGCAGCACUGCCAGUGAGACUGGCUCCAACACUGCCGUUGAAACUGGCUCUAGCAGCGGUUUCAGCCGCGGCUCCAGCAGCGCAACCACCGGUGCCAGCACCACUGCCACUGCCACACAGACCUCCACUGAGACUUCCUCUUCUACCUCGGAAUCCAGCUCCGAAGCUUCUUCCAGCUCUGCCUCCGCUUCGCCCUCUUCUUCCCAGUCUACUGGCGGUGCCCCCGCCCCUACUGGUGGUGUCGCUAUGGGUGUUGCCGGUGCUGCCGGUAUUCUGGCCCUUGCCCUUGCCCUGUAG